UGUUGGUCUUCCCCUUGACCUUUCCCUCACCCUGCGCCAAACACCCCAAAAGCCCUUUGAAAAUAAAUAUCCACUGCAAAAAGAUCGACAAAACUUUGGCCCAAAAAAAGAAAAAAGAAAAAAAAAGAAAAAAAAAAAGGACAAACGUGAAAGUAAUCUCAUAAUCUCAGCUAAAAUCUCUCCACUCUCUACUCUUUCCCAUAUCUCUCUCUCUCUCUCUCCCUUUUUCUGUCCUGUAGAGCGAGAAACAGUGGAUAUGUUACUGUGUUUAGGAUUCCCUUCAACAUAACAAGAAAAAAAAAAUAAGAAAAAAGAAAAAUGGUUUUAUAUUUACAAGUACAAAAUAUACAACCCCAAAACCCAAUCUUGAAUCUUGAUUCCCUCUUAUGUGAGGAAGAACAUCAAUUUGAGGAUGAAGAAAGAAAUGAGAAUUUCAAGAAUCUGAAAAAGACUUCAUUUUUAUUAGAUUUUGACUUGUUUUGGGAAGAUGGUGAGGUUGAAACACUGUUAUUAAAGGAAAAAGAGAGUCUUUUUGAUUUUAAUAGUUUAAUUUCAGAUGGGUUUUUGGUGGGGUCAAGAAAAGAGUCAUUGGUUUGGAUUUUGAGUGUUAUUGACCACUAUGGUUUCACUGCUUUGACUGCUGUUUUAGCUGUGAAUUAUUUUGAUAGGUUUAUUUCUGGAGUUUGUUUUCAGAAAGAUAAGCCAUGGAUGAGUCAACUUGUUGCUGUUGCUUGUGUUUCCAUUGCUGCUAAAGUAGAGGAGAUUCAAGUUCCCCUUUUGUUAGACCUUCAAGUAGCAAAUUCAAAGUAUGUGUUUGAGGCAAAGACUAUUCAGAGAAUGGAAAUUCUGGUGUUGUCCACCCUCAAAUGGAAAAUGAAUCCAGUGACACCAUUUUCAUUCAUAGACCAUAUCAUGCAGAGAUUUGGAUUGAAGACCAAUCUACAUUUGGAGUUCCUGAGGAGAUGUCAAAAGCUCAUUCUUGGUAUUAUCACUGAUUUUAGGCUUCUGCAUUAUCCUCCGUCUAUAAUUGCAACUGCAACAAUGGUUUAUGUCAUCAAUGAGAUUGAACCUUGCAAUUCUAUGGAUUAUCUUAAUCAACUUAUGUCUGUUCUUAACGUCAGAAAGGAUACCCUUGAUGAAUGUCAUGAUCUUAUUGUAGAGCUAAUGGGCAUUCCCGGAUCCAAGAUUUGCAAAACCCACAAGCGCAAAUGUCAAUCUAUUCCAGGCAGUCCCAAUGGCGUUAUUGAUGCAUAUUUUAGCUGUGAAAGUUAUAAUGAUUCUUGGGUCGUGGCAUCAUCAGUUUCAUCCUUGCCAGAACCUCCAUCUAAGAGAAGCAGAACAUAGGAUCAACAAGCUACAUCCGCUCCGUUAAGUUUUGUGUCUGUGGUUUUGGAUCACAAUAUUCAUAGAACUCACAUCCUCUACAUUAUCUAAUUUGACAAUGGUGAUAUAUGGCCACAGUUUUGGUAUGUCCGCUUAAAAUGCAAUGCACAAUUAUAUGAUGUUCCAUUGCACAAUUAUAUGAUGUUGCAUUAUGUUUUCUGGACA
Messenger RNA from Lycium ferocissimum, 1548 nucleotides. Its product is annotated as cyclin-D3-3-like. NCBI's taxonomy places the organism in Eukaryota, Viridiplantae, Streptophyta, Magnoliopsida, Solanales, Solanaceae. The record is from RefSeq and is a predicted model, not a curated record. Gene Ontology annotation, cellular component: cytoplasm; nucleus; cyclin-dependent protein kinase holoenzyme complex. The coding region runs from base 319 to 1344 and encodes 341 amino acids. Gene Ontology annotation, biological process: regulation of cyclin-dependent protein serine/threonine kinase activity; mitotic cell cycle phase transition. Gene Ontology annotation, molecular function: cyclin-dependent protein serine/threonine kinase regulator activity. The transcript is spliced from 4 exons.